ACAGCACCUGCAAGUUCACAAAGAUUAGUUAUUAACCAUUAUUUCUAAAUUCAUUUUAGCGUAUUAGUUACACAGGUAGUCUAAAUAUAUAUAUACGAACACAACACAUUUCGAAAAUGAUAUAAACACAACAUCGCUUAUAUUAAAAAAAGAAAUGAGAACAUGUUUCUACAUAAGAGGUCUAAUUUGUGUAACCGAAUGUUCUACACACCGGAAAUUUGAUUGAAAACAUACACAAUUGCUUAAAUAGUUCAAUCUACUCAAGAAAAUAUCGAUUUUUCAUAACUACAAUAUUGGGAAAUAUGUAGUUUAAAAAGUGUACAAUGAAAAACUAUGGAUUAUAUUUCGGUGUUUUAACAAUUUGCCGUUCUGCAUUAUUUAUCAACAUCUGCUGGGCUUCUCGAAAUAUGACAAUUGAAAGUUCGGAGAGCGCAGAACUUGUGUCCCACUAUGAAUCAAGCCUUUCUCUUCCAGACAUCUUGCCAAUUCCUUCCAAAAACUACGAUAAAAAUCGGGCUCCCAAACUUCUGGGACAACCAACAGUUGUCUAUUUUCACGUCACUGUUCUAUCAUUAGACUCAAUAAAUGAAGAAUCAAUGACUUAUGUAACUGACAUAUUCUUAGCUCAAAGUUGGCGAGAUCCACGUCUUCGUCUUCCAGAGAACAUGAGCGACGAAUAUAGAAUACUGGAUGUCGAUUGGUUACAUAGUAUUUGGAGACCAGACUGCUUUUUUAAAAAUGCCAAGAAAGUUACAUUCCAUGAAAUGAGCAUACCUAACCAUUAUUUAUGGCUUUAUCACGACAAAACACUUCUAUACAUGUCCAAACUGACAUUGGUUUUGUCUUGUGCAAUGAAGUUUGAGUCAUAUCCCCACGAUACUCAAAUCUGUUCAAUGAUGAUAGAAAGCUUAUCUCACACAGUUCAGGAUUUAGUUUUUAUAUGGAAUAUGACUGAUCCACUGGUAGUAAAUAGUGAAAUUGAAUUACCUCAACUGGAUAUUUCAAACAAUUAUACCACAGACUGCACCAUCGAAUAUUCCACAGGCAAUUUUACUUGUUUGGCAAUUGUUUUUAAUCUACGCCGAAGGCUAGGAUAUCAUCUGUUCCACACAUAUAUACCAUCAGCCCUUAUUGUUGUUAUGUCUUGGAUAUCUUUUUGGAUUAAACCUGAAGCAAUUCCGGCGCGUGUAACCUUAGGUGUUACCUCCCUACUUACGCUAGCAACACAAAACACACAAUCUCAGCAAUCAUUGCCACCUGUAUCUUACGUGAAAGCUAUAGAUGUUUGGAUGUCUUCAUGUUCGGUUUUUGUUUUUCUUUCUCUCAUGGAAUUCGCUGUAGUGAAUAAUUAUAUGGGACCUGUAGCAACAAAAUCCAUGAAAGGAUAUUCGGAUGAAAGCUUACAUAAUACUCAAGAUUUUAAGACAAAAGUUCGCAGCGAAUCAAUGGUAGAGCCUCAAUAUGAUAUUACACGUAACGGGCACCCAACUGCAAUUUAUAUUGAUACAUUUUCUAGAUUUUUCUUUCCAUUUUCUUUUUUCAUCCUCAAUAUAGCUUACUGGACAACAUUUUUAUGACCAAGUUAAAAGUGUAACAAAAUAAUCAUUGUUUGAAGAUGUAACAAUUUUAAACAGAAAAAUUCAUAUUGAUUGAUUAAUUUUGAAAAUCCGAUGACUUGUGUCCCAUUAUUUUUAUAUGAGUCAAAUAAAAAUUCUAUUUUUAAUAUAUA
Molecule: messenger RNA, 1729 nt
Organism: Eupeodes corollae
Lineage: Eukaryota; Metazoa; Arthropoda; Insecta; Diptera; Syrphidae
Gene: HisCl1
Product: glycine receptor subunit alpha-2
Exons: 7
Coding region: 324-1577 (417 amino acids)
Biological process (GO): nervous system process; signal transduction; chloride transmembrane transport
Cellular component (GO): neuron projection; membrane; synapse
Molecular function (GO): extracellular ligand-gated monoatomic ion channel activity; chloride channel activity; neurotransmitter receptor activity
Source: RefSeq, a predicted model, not a curated record